AUCACAACUCAUUGCAGACUCUGACGCGACGAACUGUUAGAAAAACGAAUCGGAAUUUCAAGCGUGAAAUAUUCUUAAAUUUAAAGUGAAUUUUAUAAGAAAAGGAAUAAAAAAAACUUUGAAAAAAAAGAAUUAAGAUAACAAGAAAGAAAUCAGAAUGAAAGUGUUUAUAAUUAUCGCAGUGUUAUUUGCCAGCACUUUGGCUGCACCUGGUGUUAUUGAUAAUCAGAUCGAAAGUGACAGUUCGGUUAGCAAAGUGAUGAAAUAUUUCGGAAGUUGCUCUGACAACGAAGACAUCACUUCAUGUCUUGCAAUCAAAGGAAUUACUGCAUUGAAUCGUGCUGCUCGUGCAUCAAACAUCAAAAUCACUGAAGGAGUUGUUCUGGCAAGAGAUCCAACUUACACAUCUCGCGCCGGAAAGGCAGUUUCAGAGAAUGAAAUCGUCUCUUCCCUCCCAACUGAACCGGAACAACGAUCAGCACGUUUAUACGACAUGGCUUUGGAUACAUUAAACAACUUCCUUGCCUCUCAUACUCUUCAGUUCAAAUUCCCAGCUGACACAACCCAGGAAGUCUCACGUGCCAUUGAUGAAGGUCGUGGGAAAUUGAAGAAGUUGAUUGGACCAUUGCUUAUGGGUCUCAUCGGAAAGAAGAUGCUCGCUAUUGUUCCAAUCUUCAUUGUCGGCUUAGCUCUCUUGGCAUUCAAAGCUUUGGUUGUGUCUAAGAUUGCAUUACUCUUGGCUGUAGUCUUGUUGGUUUCAAAGAUAGCAGGAGGAGGAGGCUCAGGCGGUGGUGGCGGUCUUGGAAUCUUAGGAAAAGUUGCUGGUUUGUCAGGAGGAUUAGGCGGUGGAUUGUUGGGCGGAGGAUCAAGCGGUGGCUAUGCUAACUCUGCAGCAACUGCUGGAGGAUAUGGCGGUGGUUCUCAAGGAUGGUCAUCAGGCGGUGGUGGCGGAAGCUACCCAUAUGCGCGUAGCUACGACGUUGCCCAAGACUUAGCUUACAGCGGUCAAGCUCAAACCGAAUAAACUUUAACACUUUUCACACUACUAACACCUCUGAAAGCUAUCAAAGAUUUUACUCUUAAGAACUUAUUCUAUCUCAAACACAUGCCAGUAACGACUUGAAAUUUGAAACUAUCCCAAAAGAAUGAUAACUUUAAUUAUGGACAAAAUGAAUGAUGCCAAAACUAUUUUCUCAUCUACUUAAGUCUUCGUCUAAUCCUCACUCACCUUCCAUCAACUAACAACUGAAAUAAUUUCUCAUUUCUAUAACAUGAACCAACAAUUACCUUUAAAAAUUAAUUAAUUAAUUUAUAAUUCGAAAUGUUUAUUUAUUUAAUUUAUUUGAUUUGAUUCUCGAAAAUUAAUUUAUUGAAUGAAUGUUCAACAAUUUAAUGACAAAACAAAAAGACAUGAAAUAAAAGUAAAAAGAAGAUUUUUGCAAAAAGAAUUAUUUAUGAGUUUCUGUUUCUUACGCAACUCUUGAAUCAUAAUAAUCAGCCGGAACAAUAUCUUCAAUCAAAGAAACGCUUAAUCGUUCACUUUCAUCUUCGAUCGCUUUUUUUCUUGUUUCGGAAGCGUAACGAAUUUUUAUUGGUUUCAGACGUCAGUGGGAGAGACAGAUAUCGAAACGGAUUAUACGCAUCAUUAGUCAG
Molecule: messenger RNA, 1653 nt
Organism: Clunio marinus
Lineage: Eukaryota; Metazoa; Arthropoda; Insecta; Diptera; Chironomidae
Source: the annotation of a GenBank genome assembly